UUUACGGAAAUACAUACGUUACUGCUUAAACGCGGCGUUGGAUGCUGUAGCGGGAAGCAUUGUUUGUCCACAAAGGCAGAAACUUUAGAAUUUAGUCGGUUCACGCUGUUUCGAGGUGGGUUGUGUUCAUUUACUACCCGCGUUUUUUCAAGUACGUUUGGGUUAAGUUGUGUCUGUGAAGCCAUCUUAUACAACACGCAGCGUAGAACGCGUUUGUGGAGGUAGUUGCUCAUCGAACUUAACACAAAUCAGAGCUGCGUGGUUUCCGGGACGCGGGGUCUGCGGUGGACAUCAGCCCCAAGAUCGUCAACACGUGCGUUACUAAACAGAUAGAGAGCGAGAACCACAACAAAAGGAGAUGUCGGCGAAGGUAUUAUGUUCAGUGAGGAGCCUUUGCCCAAAGAUGCCAACAUGCAGCGUUUGAAUGGACCAGGAUCGCUCCAUCUCAUGUCUUGGACUGCUUUUGGACAGGAAGCGUCAUGUUUUCUAACAGAGGAACCGUGUGGAGGCCAUCACACAUGGGCUUUUGAACUGUAAGAGGACGAGCCUCAACUUCCUAACGUGCUUGUGUCUCGGUGUCGGCGUUGGAUAAUGUAAGAGUGACUGUGAAUCUGUGCCAAGGUCCAAUAUUCACAUUUUUGUUUCGGACAAACUGCCAGAAGAGGCCGUGACUCCUGGUGAAUUCAGAGUCGGGCUUCAAAGAUGCUGCAGACUAGUAACUACUCACUGGUGCUGCUGAUCCAGCUCACACUUUUGGCCUAUGACCUCUUUGUCAACUCCUUCAGUGAACUUCUGAGAGCGGCACCUGUCAUCCAGCUCGUGCUUUUUGUCAUCCAAGACAUUGCCAUUUUGUUCAACAUGAUAAUCAUCCUCCUGAUGAUGUUCAACACCUACGUGUUCCAAGUUGGCCUGGUGUCCCUGCUGCUGGAGAGAUUCAGGGCUCUGCUGAUAUCCUCUGCUCUCUACCUGACUCUCAGCAUCUGUUUCCACUGCUGGGUGUUGAAUCUUCGAUGGCUUGAUUCAAACCAUUUUGUUUGGACAGAUGGCCUUCAAGCCCUUUUUGUUUUCCAGAGAACAGCGGCGGUGUUGUAUUACUACCUAUACAAACGAACAGCAGAGUUCAUGGGCGACCCAAGGCUGUAUGAGGACUCUAUGUGGCUGCGUGAUGCCUUUGCUAGGGCUCGUCAGUGACAAAGAGUCUUUUUUUCAGAGAGCUGAAGAUUCUGCCACGAACGAUACUUCUGACAUAACAGAACAUCAGGAACCAUCAUCAGUUUUUUUUAAACUAUUAUUGUCUUAAGGCUGGACAUUUGUCAAGCUUAACACUAUUGCACACAUGGAACAAUGCAGUGCACUAAUGCUGAACACUCAUGGAACUCAUCAACAGAUAAAGUGGAUAAAGUGAAGUCUCAACUGCCGCGUGUUAGCUGGCUCUUUGUAGCCAAGUGAGCAGCGGGUUAAAAGGUUUACAGUGGCAUGCGAGCCAGGCAUGGCAUGAGUAGUAUAGUAUUAAUCUGGACUGAGUCUGUUAAUCUACGUGGCCUUUGUAAAUUUAAUUAAAUUGAGUUGCAGACAGAAAGAAAGGGAUAUGUUAUCUCUCGCUGAGAUGCAGGCAUCACUUUCCAUUGCAUGUUUGUAAACAUUGUAGAUUGUGUAUUGUGUAUUCAUACUUUUGAUUGAAAAUAUUUUUACUCCCCUGCAAUGAAAGACAACACCUGGUUAUUUUGCCUUAUGUAAAUUUAGUAUAAACUCUUACCAUGAUUGUUUAAAAGCCAAUUUACAUCCUGCCAUCAUUAUGUGGGGAUCUUUGAAUUGUGUUCAUGUUGUUUUUAUUAAAUAAUCCUGCUGUAA
Messenger RNA from Betta splendens (Siamese fighting fish), 1851 nucleotides. It is a transcript of the gene tmem138, whose product is annotated as transmembrane protein 138. Gene Ontology annotation, cellular component: cilium. The coding region runs from base 703 to 1191 and encodes 162 amino acids. NCBI's taxonomy places the organism in Eukaryota, Metazoa, Chordata, Actinopteri, Anabantiformes, Osphronemidae. The transcript has 5 exons. The record is from RefSeq and is a predicted model, not a curated record.